AUGCAUUUCAGAUGGCUGAUCGCGCCCUUGGGCGCCAGCGCGGUUCUCAUGUUCGGACUGCCCACAGCCAAGCUUUCGCAACCUCGCAACGUCAUAGGUGCCGCCCUGGUCGGCAUCCUGGUGCGGCUCAUCAUUCAGCCCCAGUACGGGGGAGGCCGCGCGGACUGCCUGUCAGCCGCCCUCGGCAUGUCCCUCGCGCUGACCGCCAUGCAGGCCACCGGAACAACUCACCCGCCAGCCGGCGCCACAGGUCUCAUCGCGGCCUACGCCGACCCCAUCCCCGACUGGAGGGGCUUCAAGUUCCUGCUGAGCGCCCUGGCGGGGUCCAGUGUGAUGGUGGGGGUGACCCUGCUGUUCAAUAACCUGGUGCCGGGAAGGAGGUACCCGACGUUCUGGUGA
Volvox carteri f. nagariensis is the source of this 399-nucleotide messenger RNA. RefSeq lists its product as uncharacterized. Lineage: Eukaryota; Viridiplantae; Chlorophyta; Chlorophyceae; Chlamydomonadales; Volvocaceae. The coding region runs from base 1 to 399 and encodes 132 amino acids. The record is from RefSeq and is a predicted model, not a curated record. The transcript is spliced from 3 exons.